This is a messenger RNA of Onychomys torridus (southern grasshopper mouse), 1353 nucleotides long. RefSeq names its product DNA replication and sister chromatid cohesion 1 (gene Dscc1). Lineage: Eukaryota; Metazoa; Chordata; Mammalia; Rodentia; Cricetidae. The record is from RefSeq and is a predicted model, not a curated record. The coding region runs from base 78 to 1277 and encodes 399 amino acids. Gene Ontology annotation, cellular component: chromatin; Ctf18 RFC-like complex; nucleus. The transcript has 9 exons. Gene Ontology annotation, biological process: mitotic sister chromatid cohesion; maintenance of mitotic sister chromatid cohesion.
CCGACUUGGCGCGCUUUUGAAGUCCCCGGGUGCUCGGAGCUCCACCGCCGGCGACACGCCCCUCUCGGUGCCGCGGCAUGCCUGGGCCGCCCGCUUCGCGGAGGACCCGGGAGGAGGUGGACGCGACGUUGCAGGUCGCCAAGCUGAACGCCGCCGAGCUGCUGCCCACUGUGCACUGCCUGAGCUUCGGUCCCGGCACCAGCGGCGCGGCCUCCGGCGACUUCUGCCUGCUGGAGCUGGACCCCGCACUGUGCCAGCAGCUGGAGGCCGGGCAUAGUUUUGUGAUUCGAGGGGACAAAGAUGAGCAAGCCGUGUUGUGCAGUAAAGACAAGACCUAUGACCUGAAGAUAGCAGACACAUCCAAUAUGCUGCUUUUCAUCCCUGGCUGCAAAACUCCAGACCAGCUGAAGCAGGAGGAAACACAGAGUAACAUUGUUCACACGGAGAUCUUUGGUUUCUCUAAUAAUUAUUGGGAAUUAAGAAGAUGCAGACCUAAGUUAAAAAAGCUGAAGAAGCUCCUGAUGGAAAAUACCUAUGAAGGCCCUGACAGUCAUAAGGAAGAGGAUCUAAGCCGUUCAAAAUAUACAACUGAAGAUUUGCUUGAUCAAAUUCAGGCAAGUGAGGAAGAAAUAAUGGCCCAGUUACAAGUCCUGAAUGCCUGUGAGAUUGGAGGUUAUUGGAGGAUUCUUGAAUUUGAUUAUGAGAUCAAACUUCUGAAUCAUGUAACUCAGCUUGUAGACUCCGAAUCUUGGUCUUUUAAUAGAGUUCCCUUGAAUGUAUGCCUGCAGGAACUUGGACCUCUGGAGCCAGAAGAAAUGAUUGAACACUGUCUUAAAUGCUAUGGAAAGAAAUACAUGGAUGAAGAUGAAGUUUAUUUUGAACUGAAUGAGGACAAAAUAUGCCGAGUGACCGCAGAGAUGCUGCUGCAGAACGCUGUGAAAUUUAACCUCGCCGAGUUCCAGGAGGUGUGGCAGCAGAGUGUCCCCGAGGGAAUGAGGACUCGGCUUGAUCAGCUCAAGGGUUUAGCACUGGUGGAUAGGAAUUCAAGACCAGAAAUCAUCUUUUUGCUCAAAGUAGAUGAUUUGCCUGAGGGAACACAGGAGCGUUUUAAUAGUCUCUUCUCUCUAAGAGAAAAGUGGACAGAAGAAGACAUCGCUCCGUAUAUCCAAGAUUUGUGUGGAGAGAAGCAAACUAUAGGUGCGUUACUUACUAAAUAUUCUCGUUCUUCAAUGCAAAAUGGCGUGAAAGUUUAUAAUUCAAGAAGACUCAUCUCUUAAAAGAAUGGCGGACUUUUUGGGGAGACUAAAUAGCUUUAUAAAGUUCCUGGAUGUAAUAAAAGAAGAUUCUCUUGCA